Molecule: messenger RNA, 1389 nt
Organism: Penicillium cataractarum
Lineage: Eukaryota; Fungi; Ascomycota; Eurotiomycetes; Eurotiales; Aspergillaceae
Exons: 1
Coding region: 1-1389 (462 amino acids)
Source: RefSeq, a predicted model, not a curated record
AUGGCGCGCUCUGACAUUCAAUAUGGCCGGGAUCCGGCUGUCCCGGUUUACAAGAACCGGUGGUCGAUCGACUCCGGAUCGCGAUCACUGUCCAAGCGCAACGCUCGAAAGGGCUCCAAAGCCUCGAGCAUGGAAGAUCAGGGCAGUUUGAAUAACGCCGGGCGGGUCCCGGCAUACCUAGAUCCUGAUGUGUCGCGAGAGCCCUUACCCUUUCCGGAAUACUCCGACCAAUCUCUGUCUUCAGAGCCAAGGGGACAUGGCUCGAUGCGCUCAACCAGGACCACACCUGCAACGACUGCAAGCGAAUUUGCAGGGAGAUUCGACUCAACCUUAUUCCUGUCGAACGCCGGAGCGAAUGACUUUACAGAAGGCCUCGACCAUCGGUCUCAGAAGAACAAGCACGUGAAACCGAAAGUCCAUAUCAAACCUAUGCUCCGAAAGAUGUCUCGCGAUGAUCCAUCCUCCCAGUCAAUUGACCUCUCCCGCUCUUCAACCGAGCAGGAGGGCCUGGGCAUCUAUCUGAAUUUCGAACGCGAGCGCGAACGCCGCCAAAGUGAAUCGCUAACUAGCGCAACAUAUCGCCGAUCGACUUCUGGCAUGCACCACCGGUCGACUAGCGGAACCUCACAAUUUUCAACCGCAACCGGGUCGAGUGGAGGCAAGCCGGGGUCGCAGUAUGUGCAUCCCAUGCGCCCAACUCCCAGAGCGUACACCCCUCCAUUAAGCCAGUCGUACCAGACAUCGGUUAAUGAGAGCGAUGACCUGGAUGAAGGAAGUCCGGAAACCCAGGUGAAAAUGCUUUCAGGGUCAGAGCCGCACCGCACAACUCGUGCCUCCUCGGGUCCAAUUCCAAGGCUGUCACUCCAGAUCGACGACGAUUCUUUUACCCGUCUACCGGGCAUCUCACAGACGAAUGUCUCCGGCCGUCCAUCGUUUGGCUACUCGCGUGACAAUGGAAGCACCGUGGACACUGCGUCGCCCAUCUCGCGACCCUCUCUCGACUUUGUUUUCCGGAGUCGAACGCGGACCAGCACGGAUCCGGUUUCACGAGCCGCGACUAUCCAGGCGGCACGACAAGCAUUCGAGGAAAAAGAGGCAGCCAAAGCUCGCCGACUCGAAAAACAACAAAUCAAAGCGGAAGAGCGGCAGACCCGGCGCCUGGUGAAGCGCAGUACGUCCGAAGGCCAGGAUUCUCCGGCUGCCCAAUCUCGCGAAGAGUUCUCCGAAAAGAAAGGAGAUCACAAUUGCCCCAAACGGGCCACGCAGACGCAGAGUGAGGAGCCGUCUGUAUCAUGGAAGUCGCAGUCGAAGAGCACCUGGGUGCUUUUCAUGACAUGGCUUCGAACUCGAGUGUUCAAAUUCCGUCGGCGAAUCCGCAAGAUGAGCUGA